Messenger RNA from Dendronephthya gigantea, 1089 nucleotides. RefSeq names its product serine/threonine-protein phosphatase 6 regulatory ankyrin repeat subunit B-like. The transcript has 6 exons. The record is from RefSeq and is a predicted model, not a curated record. Bases 1 to 1089 code for a protein of 362 amino acids. Gene Ontology annotation, molecular function: protein binding. NCBI's taxonomy places the organism in Eukaryota, Metazoa, Cnidaria, Anthozoa, Malacalcyonacea, Nephtheidae.
AUGAAGCCAGGAGAACGAAUGCGAAUGAGUGCAUUCAAAAAAGACGAGGAACCGGCGGAGGAUGAUAAUGACGGUGGACAAAUGAGUACUGUUCGACGUGGCCAGUGCUUUAGAGCAACUUUUCUUCAAGAAACAUUAAAUAAUAAUUUGGACAUCAGAGAAACUGACGAUUAUCGACGAAAUGCGUUCCACUAUGCGGUGUCAAAGCCGGAUACUUUGAAAAAGUUGUUGGAAAACGUUAAGGAAAAAUCCUCAGUGGAUGAGGCUUUUCAUCAGGCAGAUAACAUACAAGGAGAAACUCCGAUACACCGUGCAGCCGUCAUUGCAAAUAUUGAGUCAUUAAAAAUACUUUAUGAAUAUGACAACUCGUUAAUGAAGUUAGAAACGAAAAUAGCAAAGAGAUCUGUUCUUCAUUUGGCUGUGAAAAGUAAAUCAAUGAUCGCUGUUAAGUUUGUCCUCAGUAAAGACACUGACUCUGUGAACAGAGUGGAUAAUAUGUUGCAAACGCCUGUCCACUAUGCUGCUGGUAUUAGACAAUCCAAUAUUUUGGAAUUCUUAAUAUCCAAAGACGGCGACACGACACUUACAGACGCAAAUAAUCAAAUGGCACUUCAUAUAGCUGCAAGUAAAGGAUUAAAAAAGAAUGUCGCACUGCUUUUACAAGAGAAUCCAGAUUCUAUAAACAUCGCAGAUAAUAGUUCCCGAACAUCAUUAUUAUUAGCAGCACAAAACAAUUUCCCCAACCUAGUCUCAUAUCUACUUUCCUUGAAUGCUGAUUACGAGAUUCCGGAUAAAUUUGGACUUUCCGCUUUUGACUGGGCUAUUUCGAGCAACUCGUCUGAAGUUGUUCACGUUUUCCUGAAAGCUGAGGUCUGGAAAAAGAUAGUGAGUAAUUCACACCAUGGACCUGAAAGAAGUUUGGCAAGAAUGAUUAAAAAUAUGCCUGAAAUGGCGAUGGUGUUAUUAGAUAACUGUGUAUCUACUGAAGGAAGCAAAGAGAAUGAUGAUUUUAAAGUUAUUUAUGAUUUCUUUUGCUUAGAACAAACAGGUAUGCAUGUAAAUAUUAGCUAUAAAAACAAGCCCCGUUAA